This is a messenger RNA of Aspergillus ibericus CBS 121593, 841 nucleotides long. RefSeq names its product 60S ribosomal protein eL15. Gene Ontology annotation, molecular function: structural constituent of ribosome; RNA binding. Gene Ontology annotation, biological process: cytoplasmic translation. The record is from RefSeq and is a predicted model, not a curated record. NCBI's taxonomy places the organism in Eukaryota, Fungi, Ascomycota, Eurotiomycetes, Eurotiales, Aspergillaceae. Gene Ontology annotation, cellular component: ribosome; cytosolic large ribosomal subunit. The transcript is spliced from 4 exons. The coding region runs from base 1 to 612 and encodes 203 amino acids.
AUGGGUGCCCUCAAGUACGUGGAAGAGAUCCAGAAGAAGAAGCAGUCCGACGUGAUUCGCUUCCUGCUGCGUGUCCGUUGCUGGGAGCUCCGUCAGCUGAACGCUAUCCACCGUGCUUCCCGCCCCUCUCGCCCCGACAAGGCUCGUCGUCUCGGCUACAAGGCCAAGCAGGGCUAUGUUGUCUACCGUAUCCGUGUGAGACGCGGUGGCCGUAAGAGGCCCGCCCCUAAGGGUGCCACCUACGGCAAGCCCACCAACAUGGGUAUCAACCAGCUCAAGUACCAGCGCGCUCUCCGUGCCACCGCUGAGGAGCGUGUCGGCCGCCGCUGUGCCAACCUGCGUGUCCUGAACUCCUACUGGAUCAACCAGGACUCCACCUACAAGUACUUCGAGGUUAUCCUCGUCGACCCCCAGCACAAGGCCAUCCGCCGCGAUGCCCGCAUCAACUGGAUCUGCAACGCUGUGCACAAGCACCGCGAGUCCCGUGGUCUCACCGCCACUGGCAAGAAGUCCCGUGGUAUCAACAAGGGCCACCGCUACAACAACACCCGCUCUGGCCGCCGCCACACCUGGAAGCGCCAGAACACCCAGAGCUACUGGCGUUACCGUUAAAUGUAGAUGGGGUGUUGAAGGGGGUUGUUGGUUAUGGGAAAAAUUUGAUCUUGUGGAUGUCUCUAUUUCGAUCAAAACUCGCAUCUACAGGUCCAUCCCUGAACUGCUGGGGUGCGAGCAUAAUGCAACAGAUCUUCUGGAUCGGAUGUUAGCCAAAAUACCUUUUUUAUUUUCUUGGUUCAACUGUAUUGUUCACCUAACGAAGUAUGACGACCUAUUUUGCCUUUUC